AUGUCGCAUAAUAUCUCCAACGUUAGCGUUGCGCCCGUACUAUCCAACUCCUUCGUCUCGACCUGGUUCAUCCUGACCAGCGUCAUCCUGGCCGUCGGGUCAAUUUUAAGCACGUUAUUAAUCGUGUCGCUGAGCGUCCGCCGGCGUUACCGCAACAGCGCCAACCUCCUGGUCAUCCACGCACUAACCGUCGAGGUCACCAAUAUGGCUAUCUUAACCCCGCUCUCCAACACGGCCAUCUGGGCGCACCAGACCGGCCACCCGUUCCACAUAAACUGCGUCCCGGUGGCUUUCUUCCAGAUCCUGCUAACCGUCCUCUCCAACUGGUCGCUGGUGUUAUUAGCCAUUAACCGCAUGAUCGCCGUGGUCUUCCCGCAUCACUACGCGCGCUACACUCGCCACCGGCCGCUAGUUUUGUCUAUCAUCGUUAUCUGGAUCCUCGGGUUAGCCACCACGGUGCCGUUGCUAUUCGGCGUCGGGGGAACGUUGAACCGGUUCAACCCGCUGGGUCAUUGCGGCGUCCAACCAACGCGUGGUGUCUUUUUUUCGAUGUACACGCAUGUUAGUUUCACGGGUACGAUGAUUAUCCAGGCGGUGUGCUAUACGUUGGUGGUGGGGGCGCUGCGGCGCGCCGUGCAAGUGGCCGACACGCAGAACUUUGCGGAGCAGCGUAAACAGCGCCGACAGCGCGCGAUCAGCGUGGUGUUGUUGGUGGUGUAUGUGUGGUAUCUGGCGUGCUACCUGCCCAUUCCCGUGAUUACCACCUACUUUUAUCACUACUGGAAGGACAACUACACGCUCUUUGUCUGGCUGCGGACGGUGAUGAUCUGCGGCAGUGCGGGAACGCCGGUGAUUUUGCUGAGUAUGAGCCGUGAACACCGCUUCGCUCUGCGCUCUUUGCUGGAGCGCCUGAGCCUACAUCUUCCCUCCAGUCGACUGUGUUUCCGGCUGAAAGGCCGCGCCCGCGUGAACACGUCCUCUCCCGCGUCGCUGCCCACCCCGCAUAAACGCUCCACCUCCACCAGCCAAUCCCGCUGCAAGGUGUACGUCUACUAA
Paramacrobiotus metropolitanus is the source of this 1056-nucleotide messenger RNA. Its product is annotated as rhodopsin-like. The coding region runs from base 1 to 1056 and encodes 351 amino acids. The record is from RefSeq and is a predicted model, not a curated record. NCBI's taxonomy places the organism in Eukaryota, Metazoa, Tardigrada, Eutardigrada, Parachela, Macrobiotidae. The transcript is spliced from 2 exons. Gene Ontology annotation, molecular function: G protein-coupled receptor activity. Gene Ontology annotation, biological process: G protein-coupled receptor signaling pathway. Gene Ontology annotation, cellular component: membrane.